Molecule: messenger RNA, 681 nt
Organism: Sugiyamaella lignohabitans
Lineage: Eukaryota; Fungi; Ascomycota; Dipodascomycetes; Dipodascales; Trichomonascaceae
Exons: 2
Coding region: 1-681 (226 amino acids)
Biological process (GO): transcription by RNA polymerase II
Cellular component (GO): nucleus
Molecular function (GO): transcription coactivator activity
Source: RefSeq, a predicted model, not a curated record
AUGGGAAAAACAAGAGGUGGCUCAGAAAACUCCAAAAAGGCUCAGGGAAACUCUCGUAAGGCCGAAGCGGCCGACCGUAAAAGAGCUGAGGAAGAAGCUAGACUAGCUGCUGCUGAAGAUGCUGAAUGGUCUGUUGGUGCGAAAGGAUCAAACAAUAAGAAGGAAAGUGAAGCGGCUAAGAAAGCUGAGGCGGCUCGCAAGAAGGCAGAAAGAGAUGCUAUGCUCAAGGAAGAAGAAGAUGCAUUGCCCAGCAAGUCUGUUAAAUCAAAGCAAAGAGGCCAGGAGAAGGUGGCUGCUCGUAGACAGGGCAAUCUUGAUGAGUUCUUAAACUCAACUUCAAAUAAGGCCUCAACAUUGAGUGCUAGUGGAAUCGAUGAUGCCAUUGACGCAUUGGAGAUUUCAACUGGCAGCGGUAGUAACAAAAAGAUUGAAAGACAUCCUGAGAGGAGAUUCAAGGCGGCAUUUGCUGCUUACGAGGAACGACGUCUUCCUGAAAUCAAGGAUGAGCAUCCGGGUCUUCGCCUCAACCAAUAUAAGGAGCUCAUUCGUAAGGAAUUCGAAAAGAGCGAUGAAAAUCCUUUCAAUCAAGCUACUGUCAGCUACAAUGCCACCCAAGAGGAUGUCCACAGUAAGAAACAAGCUCUUAAGAAGGCUGCUGAGUCCAGGUUGGAGGAAAGAUAA